This is a messenger RNA of Momordica charantia (bitter melon), 2261 nucleotides long. It is a transcript of the gene PRMT4A, whose product is annotated as protein arginine methyltransferase 4A. The record is from RefSeq and is a predicted model, not a curated record. Gene Ontology annotation, biological process: chromatin remodeling; peptidyl-arginine methylation, to asymmetrical-dimethyl arginine. Gene Ontology annotation, molecular function: histone H3R2 methyltransferase activity. Lineage: Eukaryota; Viridiplantae; Streptophyta; Magnoliopsida; Cucurbitales; Cucurbitaceae.
GGAGGCAGAGUAUAAAAUCUGGCCUCUAAGUUUAAUGUCACUCAGUUUUCUCUCUUCCACUCUCUCUCUCUCUCUGCCGGGGCGGCUGGUUCUGUAGAUUUCCAAAACCUUUUUGUUUCUCGCUCAGAAACCCUAAUUCUACCAAACGCCCCGCGCAACUGAUACUUGGAGUUGCUUUUUUUUGGUGUGGUUGCAAUUUUGGGCUCCAGGUUUCGCGGUAAUGGAGGAUUCUUUAGGGCAAAAGCCGAACCAGCAGGAGGAGUUCACUUUGGUUUCGAUUUCUGAGCUUGCUUCUUCGUCCUCUUCGUCCGCGCCGGUGGUUGCGCGGUUCGGCGGCGAUUCUGGCGCGGCGGAGCUGCGGUUCCGGCGGGAGCCCGAUUCGGACGACUUCACUGUCGAUCUCCGGACUUCACAGAUAUUCCGGUUAGGCCCUGUUCAGUCAGUUUGCAUAUCUGAAAGUGAAGACCGUAAAGAGAACUCACAUUCCAGAGGAGUUACCAUUCAAUUUAGAAACGAGGAAGAGAGCAGGGCAUUUCAUGCUGCUUUUGAUAAGAGGAGGAAGGAUGUUAUUGUUCAAGGCACCCGAUUACCGAAUGGCACAAUUUCCUCCUUAAAAAGCAAGUUCGAUGAUAAAAUAGAAUCAUCAUCUGCUAAGAUGUACUUUCACUACUAUGGACAACUUUUACAUCAACAAAAUAUGUUGCAGGAUUAUGUGAGGACAGGAACAUAUUAUGCAGCGGUGAUGGAAAAUCGUGCUGACUUCACGGGUCGGGUGGUUGUUGAUGUUGGUGCUGGUAGUGGUAUUUUGUCAUUAUUUGCUGCUCAGGCUGGUGCAAAGCAUGUUUAUGCUGUGGAAGCAUCUGAGAUGGCUGAGUAUGCUCGUGUACUAAUUUCAGGGAACCCGGCCUUGAGUCAACGAAUCACUGUAAUUAAAGGCAAAGUUGAGGAAAUCGAAUUGCCUGAGAAGGCAGACAUUUUAAUCUCAGAGCCAAUGGGCACCUUAUUGGUCAAUGAAAGAAUGCUGGAAUCAUAUGUGAUUGCCAGGGAUCGUUUUUUGCACCAAAAUGGAAAGAUGUUCCCAACAAUAGGAAGGAUUCACAUGGCACCUUUCAGUGACGAAUACCUAUUUGUGGAAGUAGCUAACAAGGCCCUCUUUUGGCAGCAACAAAACUAUUAUGGUGUUGAUUUGACAGCCUUGCACGGAUCGGCAUUUCAAGGCUAUUUUUCGCAGCCAGUGGUGGAUGCUUUUGAUCCAAGGCUAUUGGUGGCCCCUUCAAUGUCUCAUGUCUUAGACUUCACAAAUGUUAAGGAAGAGGAAUUAUAUGAGAUUGAUAUUCCUCUGAAAUUCACUGCUACUGUGGGUGCUAGAGUGCAUGGAUUGGCCUGCUGGUUUGAUGUAUUAUUUAACGGCAGCACUGUGCAGAGGUGGCUUACCACUGCCCCGGGUGCGCCGACAACCCAUUGGUACCAAUUACGUUGUGUCCUUUCCCAGCCUCUUUAUGUCAUGGCAGGGCAGGAAAUUACUGGCAGACUUCAUAUGGUCGCUCACAGUGCUCAGAGUUACACAAUUUAUUUGACUCUAUCAGCCAAAAUGUGGGGCCCUGGUGCCGAGCAAGGAGGAAUACUUCAGUCGUCCUCGUGCAAACUCGACCUAAAAGAGCCCUACUAUAGAAUGUCCCAACCACAGGCGUACUCCAUGGUUCAAGAUCAGCAGCAACAACAGCUAUUGCAGUCACAGGACAUACCGAUUCAACCCCAGGAUUUAGACGAUGCUGACUUGAUGCUACAGGCUUCGCCGAACUCAGGGGCUCCGCUCAAUUCAUUGAUGGAAAACAUUUAAGCAUUCGGGACGACUCUCGGGGUCAGUGUUGUGACAUUAGUUUGCCUUUGUUGUUAUGGUGAACAAGAGCUCGGCGGGCCUCUCGUUGUUUCACCUCUAACCUCUCCCACAGGUAGUGAAGCUAUCAUUGAUUAUCAUCCGUCCACAGUGAGAUUCUGUACAAUUUAAUUAUGAUUCAAUAAGCUUAAACAAUAAUCAUAUCUUGUUUUGUUGCAAAAUUUUUAUUUAUUUUACGAUAUUAAUUUUUCAGGCUUUUCAAUGUUGAGCCCUAAUGGUUGUUGCCCCAUUUGUAAUAGGUUUGGAAUUUUGCCUAGAAAUCAUUGACUAGAGUGCUGUUUCAGGGAAAGUUUAGGAUGGUUUUCUGAGAAAAAAUGCUCUUGAUUCAAUUUUCAGCUCUAUAAUAUGGUCGAGUUGGGAUAAA